ACGGGAUGACGUAUCUUGCUUAAGAACCACGUCCUGCCACACACGUUCAUUCAUUGAUUCAGCGCCAGAGGAGCCCACCACAGCCGGUAGUUUCUGUGUUUCUAUCGGGUGUUUUGAUGGUUUACUUCGAUAUCUUCGUGCUUUGCUUCACUUUUACACUCUGGACGGACUUUGUGCCUUUUAGCACGGCAGUACAGACGGGCGUUAAAGUUAAGGUGAUCGGGUCCAGUCGGCCAAUCGUGGUCGCCCCGGGCGACGACGUCGUCCUGCCGUGCCAGUUGGACCCCGGGGAGGACGUGCAGGACAAGACGGUGGAGUGGUCCAAGCCGGACCUGAAGCCGGACCCGUCGGACCGGCUGAGCCGCGUCGCGUACGUGCACCUGUACCGGGACAAGCGGGAGGUCCCGGACAUGAAGAUGCCGGCGUACGCCGAGAGGACGGCGCUGUUCACGGACGCCCUGAAGGACGGGAACAUCUCGCUGAAGAUCGACAACGCCACGCUCGGGGACACGGGCCGGUACCGCUGCUACGUCCCCAAGUUAGACUGCAGCUCGAUCGUCCAGCUCGUGGUCGGUCAGUAA
Etheostoma cragini (Arkansas darter) is the source of this 581-nucleotide messenger RNA. Its product is annotated as myelin-oligodendrocyte glycoprotein-like. The coding region runs from base 117 to 581 and encodes 154 amino acids. Lineage: Eukaryota; Metazoa; Chordata; Actinopteri; Perciformes; Percidae. The transcript has 2 exons. The record is from RefSeq and is a predicted model, not a curated record.